Molecule: messenger RNA, 2311 nt
Organism: Mercenaria mercenaria
Lineage: Eukaryota; Metazoa; Mollusca; Bivalvia; Venerida; Veneridae
Exons: 13
Coding region: 67-2157 (696 amino acids)
Cellular component (GO): membrane
Source: RefSeq, a predicted model, not a curated record
UAUGAAUGCGCUAUCGUAUACAGUACACAGUGGUUUGAAAAUACUUUAUACACGUUUUAACUCAAAAUGCUUGGAACUAUUUUAAUUUUCAUAGAUAUUUUUCUUUGUUGCAAAGGUGACAGUGUUUAUUUAGCCGGGAAUCAUGGUAGAAAUUAUGGUCGAGUGGAAAUAUAUACAAAUAAUAUGAACGGGACAAUCUGUGACGACAAAUGGGACAAUACCGAUGCAAGAGUAGUUUGCAGGCAGCUCGGUCUUCCGACGUCCUAUGCUACAGCUUUGAGUUCCGCCGCUUUGGGUUCAGGCUCUGGGCCAAUCUGGAUGGAUAAUGUAAAUUGUCAUGGAACAGAAAAAACAAUUACUUCAUGUAGCUUUCAAGGAUAUGGAAAACACAACUGUCGUCACAAUGAAGAUGCUGCUGUUUUAUGCCAAGGGACCUAUCUGUCCAUAUACUCCGGCGGUAUCCAUGGAACUAACUUUGGAAGAGUUCAGGUAGUAACUGGACGAAGUUCAUCAAUCGGUACAGUGUGUGACGAUGAAUGGGACGAACAAGAUGCAACUGUUGUGUGUCGACAGCUUGGACAUCCCACGUCAAACGCGCGGCCAAUGACAGAUGCAUACUUUGGAAUUGGAACGGGUCCAAUAUGGCUGUACGAUGUUGACUGUAGCGGUACUGAAGCAAAUUUGAACUCGUGUUCUCAAAAUAGCUUGAGAAAUAAUAACUGUAGCCAUACAGAGGAUGCUGGCGUAAUAUGUGGAUAUGAUCUCGAAGUUCGCCUGACAAAUAUGGAAGUCAUUGGAAACCAUAAUAAAGACGGGAUAAUUCAAAUUCUGUUCAAGGGUAAUUGGAUCAACGUCAAAUAUGGAACACUUACUACAAAUGAACAAGAAGUGCUCUGUCGACAACUUGGAUUCAAAACUACUAAUACAUCGAGAAAUGCUUACAGAGUAAAAAACGACAGUGUGUUUUUCAAGAACGCACAAAUGGUAACUUCUGUCAAAUGUGACGGUAAUGAGAGAAACGUUGGUUACUGUCAGUUCACUGUGACAGAUUCGAGUGUAAUUUAUAAGCAAUCAGCCUUUGACGACGCUGAUACGACAACGUAUCUUGUCUGUGGAAAAACUGGAAUAGGUAAAUUGCAAUUCCUUAAUAGUUCCCACACAGUCGACGAAAUUAUUGUCAACAGCGGUGUUCCAACUGAUCUUGUUUGUGUUGCCGGUCCAUCAAUACCAAGACAAACUAUCACAUGGAAUCUUCUCGAAAACAAUAUCACAGACACCUACCAGAUCAGCAAUACAGGGAGAUAUACUGCCAUAUCUAGAUUAACUUUUAUUCCUGAUGUCGGAAAACAUAAUGGAUCAACUAUAUCUUGCCGGCUUCAACUUGCAUAUGGUGACCUCAGAUUUGUGUCGGAAAGUAUAAGGAUCCUCGUUGGGGUUGCAGUAACGGAAGUGUCCAUACACACUAGCCGACACAGUGUCUCGUUUGGAGACAUGAUAAAUUUGUCUUGUACCACUUCAUACUGUGACCCUGUUCCAACAGUUCAGUGGUUUAUCAAUACCAAUACCUCAGUGCCGUCUUCAAGGGAAACAUUGUUCACUGACAGACAAAAGAAUCUUUCAAAGAUUGUUAGCGAACUGAAUUUUAUUGCAAAUGACACCUCGUUAACAUCUGUAAUAUUCCACUGUGAAGCUUCUAAUAUACCGUCAGUAAACAGCGUGGAAUCUUCAGUGGUCGUCAUUUUCAUCACAUCGUCCUCAGAAGAAACUACAACAUAUAAGACAAGGGCAGAUAAUUCAACAUUACUUUCAACCGGAAGCAUUGCUGAAGUUAGAGACAAAUCCAUGUAUACAUACUUAACCAUCUCUCUUGGAACUGUAGUCUUCAUAUGUGUUGCUAUCAUAGUAGCCUUAGUCUUGGGAAUUAAAAGAAGAAAAACCGGAAAUCAAACGCAGAAUAGUUCGGUGCAUAAUCAUAACAGAAUACAAUUGCAAACUCCGCCUUUGGAUAAUACAUUUAAAGAAGAGACGUAUGAAAGUGUAGGUAUGUCAAUUGAAGAUGUAUCUGACAAGCCAGAAUGCUACGAAGUUGGUGGAAAGACGGACAGGGAAAUUAAUAGUGGAGAGGAACUUUAUGUGAAUACUGAUAUUACAAAUUAACUGAUGCUGCUACUUUACAAUAUCGUUUAUCUUGAAGACAUAACUAUCAACACCAAGGCUUACUUCACUGAUAGCAUCAAUGGGUACAUCAAUGGACUUGUUUCUUCGUAAUAAUGAAUUGCUGAGAAGUAUUCAAUAAAAGAAAGACACUGUU